AUGAUUCGACGUGUCCGUGCGAUUUUGUUGGCUCUCGUGGUCAGCUCACUGACCGCUGCUGAUACCACAACAACAAUCGACCCCAAAUCCAACUGGGGUACUUGGGAGGGAUGGGGAACCUCACUUGCCUGGUGGGCUGCUGCCUUUGGGGCGAGAACCGACCUCGCAGAUGUCUUCUUUACUCUGGGCACGACUACGGUCAAUGGCCAGUCAUUGCCGGGUCUUGGCUUCAACAUCGCGCGGUAUAAUGCCGGAGCCUGCAGCACAAACACCUACAACGGGAGUACCAUGGUUGUUUCUCCUAAGAUGAUUCCGUCGCGUCAAAUUCAGGGUUACUGGCUGAACUGGGCCAGCACCGACCCGAGCAGCAGUAGUUGGGACUGGUCUCGGGACUCUAAUCAGCGCACGAUGCUACGCAACGCCCGUGCCAGAGGUGCCAACAUCCUUGAGCUCUUUUCUAAUUCGCCCAUGUGGUGGAUGUGCAAAAACCACAAUCCUUCUGGAUCAGAUGAUGGCAGUAGCGACAAUCUACAGUCGUGGAACUACCAGCAACACGCUGUCUACAUGGCCGCCAUUGCCAAGUACGCGAGCCAGAACUGGGGUCUUACAUUCCAGUCUGUGGACGCAUUCAAUGAGCCGUCUGCCAAUUGGUGGAAUGGAAAAACAGGGACACAGGAAGGUUGCCACUUCAAUGUUGCCACGCAGGCAACGGUGCUCGGAUACCUUCGAAGCGAGCUCGAUAGCCGCGGUCUGACUGGGACUCUUAUUUCCGCAUCAGAUGAAACCUCAUAUGACGCCGCCGUAUCGACAUUCAAUUCGCUUGGGUCCAGUGCCCUCAGCAAGGUCAACCGCAUAAACGUGCAUGGGUACCAGUACGGUGACGGAAGGCGAGACACUCUGCAUUCACUGGCCUCUUCAGCAGGCAAGAAGCUUUGGAACAGCGAGUACGGCGAGAGCGAUGCUACAGGCCAGCGGCUGGUGAGCAAUCUCAUGUUGGACUUUAGAUGGCUAAAGCCCACUGCUUGGGUAUAUUGGCAGGUCUUGGACGGUGGAGGAUGGGGCGUGAUCGAUGCUGACAACGAUGCUCUAACGAUUGGAUCUGCCAACCAAAAAUACUUUGCCUUGGCUCAAUUUACUAGACACAUUCGUCCUGGAAUGGUCAUCCUUGACGGCGGCAGUUCGAACACAGUCGCAGCCUACGAUUCUUCCGCUAGAAAGCUGGUCAUCGUGGCGGUCAAUUGGGACAGCGCACAAUAUCUGAACUUUGAUCUUUCCAAGUUCACCCAGCCAGGGGUCAACGGUGCACUCGUACGGCGUUGGAGUACUCAGCUCACAAGCGGGAACCGAUACGUUGCCGCCAGUGACACCUACAUCAGCGGUACUAAGUUUUGGUCAUACUUCAGUACGGGGGCCGUUCAGACUUUUGAAGUAGACAACGUCAUUCUAUAG
Clonostachys rhizophaga is the source of this 1449-nucleotide messenger RNA. Lineage: Eukaryota; Fungi; Ascomycota; Sordariomycetes; Hypocreales; Bionectriaceae. The record is from the annotation of a GenBank genome assembly.